AUGUCAAGCAGGAAGAAGCUUCUUUUGAUGGGCCGUUCAGGGUCUGGGAAGUCACUGAUGAGGUCCAUCAUCUUUUCUAAUUACUCAGCAUUCGAUACAAGAAGGUUAGGGGCCACCAUAGAUGUUGAACAUUCCCAUUUACGGUUCCUUGGGAACAUGACAUUGAAUUUAUGGGAUUGCGGUGGACAAGAUGUUUUCAUGGAUAAUUAUUUCACCAAUCAGAAGGACCAUAUUUUCAAGAUGGUUCAAGUGUUGAUUCAUGUGUUUGAUGUGGAGUCUAAAUCUAUUAAUAAGGAUAUCGAGAUCUUUGUUAAGUCUUUAACCAAUUUACAAAAAUAUAGUCCUGAUGCUAAGAUCUUUGUGUUGUUACAUAAGAUGGAUUUGGUACAAGUCGACAAACGACAACAGUUAUUUCUGAUUAUGAUGGAGAAGUUACAACUGAUAUCUGAUCCUUAUCAUUUUGAGUUGACAGGAUUCCCCACGUCGAUUUGGGAUGAAAGUUUAUAUAAGGCAUGGUCUCAGAUAGUGUGUUCGUUGAUACCCAAUAUGAAUUUGUUUAAUGAAAGUUUGGGCAAGUUCUCUUCCAUAUUGGAUGCAGAGGAGAUUAUUCUUUUCGAGAAGACAACCUUCUUAGUGAUCUCGCUGACCAAUCAGAGUCUUUUACAAGCAGUCGAUUCUGCUCCACCAGAUGACUUGGACCCCAAACGGUUUGAAAAGAUCUCUAACAUUAUCAAGAACUAUAAACAGUCUAUCACCAAGUUAAGGUCCAACUUUCAGAACUUGAUCAUCAAAGGCUCCAAUGGUAACCAUUUCUAUAUCGACGUGUUAACAGAUAACAUGUACAUCAUGGUUAUCUUGAAGGACAAUGAACAACAACCUAAUGCGUUCCAUGAAGAGCUCUUGGUAUUGGAGAAUAUCAAGAAUGCCAGAAAGUGGUUUGAUAAGAUUGAAGUGGCGGUUUGA
Lizanozyma spartinae is the source of this 963-nucleotide messenger RNA. It is a transcript of the gene GTR1, whose product is annotated as Rag GTPase. The transcript has a single exon. The coding region runs from base 1 to 963 and encodes 320 amino acids. Gene Ontology annotation, molecular function: GTPase activity; GTP binding. Gene Ontology annotation, biological process: cellular response to starvation; regulation of autophagy; positive regulation of TOR signaling. Gene Ontology annotation, cellular component: Gtr1-Gtr2 GTPase complex; nucleus; fungal-type vacuole membrane. Lineage: Eukaryota; Fungi; Ascomycota; Pichiomycetes; Serinales; Debaryomycetaceae. The record is from RefSeq and is a predicted model, not a curated record.